GACUGAUUAACUUUUUUAUGGUAAUCAAAAAAAAAUCGUUUCUAUAAAUUCAAUGUUAAGUAAGCCUCAAAGUAUACAAAUUGAAUUGAAGAAAGCAAAACCAAUCUAGUAGGCUUUUACUAUAUAGAACAACAAAACGAAACGUUCAAAAAGCAUAACCUAUAUUUCCACUUCAAUAAAAUGGAUAAAUAUGAGAAAAAGGAUAUUGAUUUCAAAGUUGAACGCGAAACACAGCAGACUGAUGCUCGCACCUAUGGAUUUAUGAAGACCACAAGGUCGGAUACUCCCAUCCCCUUGGCAAGAAAGAAUAUCGUUCCCAUUGCAUUAAUGGAGAGGCUGAGCAGCCUAAACGCAAUUAAGUCGCCAACUAGUGACAACGGGGAAGGGUUAAGUGAAGAGCAGUCAUCGUCAUCGUCAUGUUCAAAAGCAUCAAACAAAAUGACCUUUGAAAUGAAACGGACUUUUGAUGAAGCCGAGUUCACCAUAACACGAGGUCAGAAACUCAGUGAUGUCUUUCAUCCCGGCCAUGUAGAGGGGAAAAUGUCCUUUACUGAUCCGGGAAAGCAUACUCUCGAAGAAAUGGAGGCUUAUUGCAAAAGGAUGAACAUUAAGUUUGCAAAGUGAUUGAAUGUUGUAUUUAAUUUUCGUUCAGUUAAAAUUUUUUUUUUUAACUUGAGUCCAGAAUGUCCUAAGAUCAUACAUCAAAUAAAGAAAAAUGUCACUAAACAAAAAAACACCUAAGUUAACAACAUACAUAUAUUUCUUACUACAACAAAAUGGCCAAACAUUUCAAAACGGAAAAUUGAGUUCAAACCCGAUCUUAAGCAGCCAAACGAAGCUCGUAGUUAUGGUUUAAUAAAGACCUUUAAAAUUGAUACGCCAAUUCCCAUGCCCCGAAAGAAAAU
Molecule: messenger RNA, 905 nt
Organism: Drosophila gunungcola (fruit fly)
Lineage: Eukaryota; Metazoa; Arthropoda; Insecta; Diptera; Drosophilidae
Source: RefSeq, a predicted model, not a curated record